Molecule: messenger RNA, 1051 nt
Organism: Rana temporaria (common frog)
Lineage: Eukaryota; Metazoa; Chordata; Amphibia; Anura; Ranidae
Product: olfactory receptor 52E8-like
Exons: 1
Coding region: 34-984 (316 amino acids)
Biological process (GO): G protein-coupled receptor signaling pathway
Cellular component (GO): membrane
Molecular function (GO): G protein-coupled receptor activity; olfactory receptor activity
Source: RefSeq, a predicted model, not a curated record
CUUUUCAAUGCAGGCAACCGGAUUACCCAGGAAAUGUGGAACUCCACCAGUUUCCACCCCGAUUAUUUCCUCCUGAUUGGAAUUCCUGGCCUGGAGGACUCACAUCUCCUGAUUUCCAUCCCGUUCUCCAUCAUGUAUGUUUUGGCACUUUUGGGAAACUCUAUGCUGAUAUUGGUCAUCUCAACCAAUGAGAUUCUUCACCAGCCAAUGUAUAUCUUCCUGAUGAUGUUGGCAUUCUGUGACACCCUCUUGAGCUCUUCUACCGUCCCGAAGACCCUCAGCAUCUUCUGGUUUGAUUCUCAUGAGAUCUCCUUCAAUGGAUGCCUCACUGAGGUGUUCUUCAUCCAUUUCACUUUCGGCAUUGAAUCAUCCAUUCUGCUCCUUAUGGCCUAUGACCGUUACUGCGCCAUCUGCCACCCUUUAACAUACGCUACCACCCUCACCAACUCCUUCAUAGCCAAGGCAACCACGUUAGCUGUUUUCAGAGUUUUCAGCAUGGCGGUGCCGUUUGUCUUUCUACUUAAGAGAUUACCUUUCAAGCAAAGCAAUGUGAUAGAGCACACCUACUGUGAGCACAUGUCCGUGGCCAAGCUGGCUACCGCCGACAUAUUAAUCAAUACGGUGUACGGGCUGAUGACAAUUUUUACUUCCCCCGGUGCAGACAUGAUCCUUAUUGUACUGUCCUAUGCUGCAAUAAUCUCAGCAGUUCUGAGGCUCCCAUCCUCCGAGGAUCGGUUCAAGGCCUUCAAUACAUGUGUGUCUCACAUCUGUGUCAUCGUUCUCUUCUACAUCCCGGCCUUCUUUUCUUUUAUAGCUCACAGAGUCGGCCACAAGUACAUUUCUCUGCAGUUCCACAUCAUUUUCGCUAACCUCUAUGUCCUCAUUCCACCAAUGAUGAACCCGAUCAUCUACGGAGUAAGAACAAAAGAAAUACGGGAGAGGACUCUUGUUAUAUUUUCCAGACUGACUAGUAAUAGACAAUGAGUGGUGACCUUCCUCCAAGAUUGCCGGGGACAAAGAGGUGAUUCUUAUCUCAAGCUUAUUGUAUACA